CAAAGUCAACAAUCACACAAUUUAAAAUGAAGAAAGAAAUCAUAUGGUGGGUUUGGCUAUGGCCUAUGGGCAAGCUAAGAGAAAGAUAAAUGCUAAUUUUCACACAUAGCUUCAUUGGCUCGUCGACCAUGGCCGCCACUGUCAUCGAAUUCCUCCUUCUUCUUCUCUCUGUCUCAGUUUUCUUUCAUUCCAUUUCCGGCCAGAAUCCUUCAGAUGGUCGUAGUUUCAGGUUUCAUCAGUUUAGACUGUGGAAUUCCUCCGAACAGCAGUUAUAUAGAGCCGAACACAAACAUAAACUACGACUCGGACGCAGCGUUCAUAAACAGUGGAACAAUCCACAACAUAUCAUCAGUAUACGUAAGAAGCACACUCAAACAACAACUAUGGAGUUUAAGAAGCUUUCCGGAGGGGGUGAGAAACUGCUACAAAGUGAGAGUGAAAUCCGGCACCAAGUAUUUGAUACGAGCAAGUUUUCUGUACGGCGACUACGACAGUCAGAAAAAGAUUCCUGGCUUCGAUCUUUACUUUGGACCCAACUUUUGGACUUCUGUAAAGCUGGACGCCAUGAACACCACCGAGCAUUUGGAGAUUAUGCAUAUUGUUUCGUCGAAUUGGGUAGAACUUUGUCUCAUCAACACCGGCGCCGGAACGCCGUUCAUUUCGGCUUUGGAGCUCAGGCCUUUGCCAAACUUCCUUUAUGAAACUAGAUCGGAAUCGCUUGCCACUUUCUUACGCCUUGAUGUGGGCUCUGCUACAAACCUUUCUUACAGGUACAAAGACGACAUUUAUGAUCGAAUAUGGUAUGCGAUGGUUCAACUCCCAGCAUGGACUAUAUUAACAACAACCGAGCCCAUAGACACCAACGACCCUGAGUCCUUCAUGCCCCCUCAGCCAGUGAUGACCUCGGCUGCGACGCCCAUAAAUGCCACCGCUCCCAUGGAAUUCAGUUGGGUUUCGUCAGACGAAACGGCCAAAUUUUACGUCAUCAUGUUUUUCUCCGAGAUCCAGAAGCUUCAACCAAACGAGUCGAGAGUGUUCGAUAUAUUGCUCAAUGGCAAUCCUUGGACCAAAGGACAAAUUUCCUUACCUUACUUACAAGGAUAUGUCUCUUAUAGUACCACACCCAUAACAGGUGGAACUUACGAUUUUGCCCUCGUUAGAACCCCUAAUUCCACUCAUCCCCCUCUCCUCAAUGCCAUUGAAAUUUAUAGGGUCAUUGAUUUCCCUCAAUCACCCACAGAUGAGCAAGAUGUUGAGGGCAUUUUGGAUAUUAAGGCAAUGUAUGAAGUUGGAAGAAAUUGGGAAGGAGAUCCUUGUGUUCCUAGAGAGUUUAUAUGGCAAGGUGUCAAUUGUAGCUUUGUGGAUUCUCAGCCUCCCAGAAUCACACUCUUGGAUCUAUCCUCCAGUGGACUCACAGGGGAAAUAUCUAAAGAAUUAGCAAGUCUUAAAUUGCUAGAGACUUUGGAUUUAUCAAAUAAUAGCUUGAAUGGAGAAGUGCCUGAAUUUCUCACUCAAUUGCCAUCAUUGAGAGUCCUAAAUUUAGAAAGAAACAACCUUUCAGGACGUAUUCCUUCCCAACUCAUUGAGAAGUCCAAUGAUGGUUCUUUAUCCUUAAGCUAUGGCGAAAAUCCAAACCUGUUCAUCAAUACAUCUCCAAGUGAAAAGAAGGGAGAAAGCAACAUAGUUGUACCUUUAGUAGCAUCCGUGAUUGGUGGAUUUGUUCUUCUUUUGUUCAUAAUUUCAGGUGUUAUCUUCUGGAUUAAGAGAAAACAAGGUGUUGUGUUGGGAGAAAAAAAACAAUUGGGCUCAAUUAAAAGAUCAUAUUCUUAUGCUGAUAUCUUGAGAAUUACAAACAAUUUGGAACGAAUGCUUGGAGUGGGUGGCUUUGGAAAAGUUUAUUAUGGUCAAAGUGGUGACACUGAAGUAGCUGUUAAGAUGCUUUCACCUCAAUCAGUUCAAGGGUAUGAUCAAUUUCAAGCAGAGGUUGACCUUCUCCUAAGGGUUCAUCACAGAAACUUGACUGGCCUUGUUGGAUAUUGUGAUGAACCAACCUAUAAAGGACUCAUCUAUGAAUACAUGGCAAGAGGAAACUUGGGAUCUUUUAUUUCAAGUGGAAAAGCAAAAGUUUUGGAUUGGGAAGAUAGACUUCGUAUAGCAGUGGAUUCAGCUCAUGGAUUGGAGUACCUUCACUACGGUAUCAAACCAGCAAUAAUACAUCGAGAUGUAAAAUCUACGAACAUAUUAUUGGACGAAGAUUUUAGGGCAAAAGUUUCAGAUUUUGGGUUAUCAAAAGCUUUCCUUACAGAAAAUGGUGCCUCUCAUGUGAAUGCCACAAAUGUGGUUGGAACUUUUGGUUACAUUGAUCCAGAAUACUAUACUACAUCCCAAUUAAACGAGAAAAGUGAUGUUUUUGGAUUUGGAGUGAUUCUUCUAGAGAUCUUUACAGGAAAACCAGCUUUGAUGAGAGGUCAAGACAAUAAUGUAACUCACAUCUAUAAUUGGGUCAACAUGUUGAUUUCUCAAGGUGAUAUUCGAUCGAUUAUCGACCCAGAAAUGGGAGAAGAUUUCGACGUAAACUCGGUUUGGAAAGCUGUUGAUGUAGCAAUGUCUUGUGUAUCUUCCAAAUCUAAAGAUAGGCCAAAUAUGAGUCAAGUUGUGGUAGAUUUGAAGGAAUGCUUGGCCAUGGAAUCAACUCGUGAUCAUAAGCGCCAUCAUGAAUCUCAAACGAGUGUCGCACAAUGUAGUGCUCUACCUGGUCCCUUGGCUAGAUAAUAGAACAUCUUUUGUACUUCAACAGCAAGCCUAGUUAAGUUAUAAUAUAUGUGUAUUUUACUUUUUCAUUUUUAAGAACCACUAUGUAUUUUGUUUACUACGUUUUUCUUUUUUCUUUUUUAAGAAAAAGAUAUUACGGUAACUUACGAUUUGAGCUGAAAAUUCACUUAUAAAUUUUGUAAAAAUAUAUUUUUGGUUUGUAAGUUUUA
Benincasa hispida (wax gourd) is the source of this 2981-nucleotide messenger RNA. Its product is annotated as putative leucine-rich repeat receptor-like protein kinase At2g19210. NCBI's taxonomy places the organism in Eukaryota, Viridiplantae, Streptophyta, Magnoliopsida, Cucurbitales, Cucurbitaceae. Gene Ontology annotation, biological process: protein phosphorylation. The record is from RefSeq and is a predicted model, not a curated record. Gene Ontology annotation, molecular function: protein binding; protein kinase activity; ATP binding.